AUAAAAAAGGUUGCAAUAUAUCUAUGUCGCAAUAACACUAUUCAGACAAUGGAAGAGCUUCUUUUUGAGCUGCAGCAAACUGACCCAGUGAACCCAAUAGUCCAGCAUUGUGAUAAUCCUCCAUUUUACCGUUUUGCUGCCAGUAACAAAGCUUCAGCUGCAGCUUCUGGAACCACCUCUAGCAGUAACACUGUUGUAGCUGGUCAAGAUAGUUUUCCUGAUGUAGAGGAGAACAGAAUGGUGAAAGAGACCGAUGAAAGGUUCAGUAAUGUAAUCAGAGCACAUACCCGACUAGAAUCAAGGUACAGUAAUAGCUCCGGAGGAUCUUAUGAUGAUGACAAAAAUGAUCCUGUUUCUCCAUAUACAAGCUGGUUAUUGAAUAUUGUUGAAACCAAACAACCACAUCCCCUGCCCAUGCCUUACAAUGGAGGAUGCUGGGCACCACUUGUGGACUACCUCCCAGAAACCAUCACACCCCGAGGACCCCUUCAUAGGUGCAAUAUUGCUGUCAUCUUCAUGACUGAGAUGGUAGUGGAUCACAGUGUGAGAGAAGAUUGGGCUCUUCACCUCCCUUUAUUGCUACAUGCUCUCUUUUUAGGUCUUGACCACUACCGGCCUGAGGUCUUUGAACACAGUAAAAAGUUACUGCUUCACCUUUUGAUUGCAUUAUCUUGCAAUAGCAAUUAUCAAGCCAUUGCAUCAGUGCUUCUUCAGACCAGAGAGAUGAAUGAGACCAAGACUCUGACAGUACAACCAGCAUACUUACCUGAAUAUCUUUAUACAGGUGGCUUUGACUUUCUGCGGGAAUACCAGUCGUCUCCGGUGCCAGACUCUGGCUUGAGCUCCAGCUCCACCUCCUCCAGUAUCAGUCUGGGAGGCAGCAGUGGAAAUCUCCCACAGAUUACACAAGAGGUUGAGGACAUGGACACUGCUGCUGAAACAGAUGAGAAAGCAAACAAAUUAAUUGAGUUUCUGACAACCAGGGCAUUUGGUCCACUUUGGUGCCAUGAAGAUAUCACACCCAAAAAUCAGAACACCAAGAGUGCAGAACAGCUUACUAAUUUUCUGCGUCAUGUUGUGUCUGUAUUUAAAGAUUCCAAGUCAGGUUUUCAUUUGGAGCAGCAUCUGAGUGAAGUCGCUUUACAAACAGCUCUUUCAAGCUCUUCAAGACAUUAUGCAGGUCGCUCUUUCCAGAUAUUCAGGGCCCUAAAGCAGCCCCUUUCUGCACAUGCAUUGUCUGACCUCCUGUCAAGAUUGGUGGAAGUUAUUGGAGAGCAUGGAGAUGAGAUUCAGGGGUAUGUAAUGGAGGCACUACUUACUUUGGAAGCUGCUGUGGAUAAUCUGUCUGACUGUUUGAAGAACAGUGAUCUCUUGACGGUGUUGUCACGUUCAUCUUCACCAGAUUUAACAUCAAGCACCAAACUGACUGCAAACCGGAAGAGCACAGGACAGCUGAAUGUGAAUCCUGCAAGCGGUAACACAGCCACUGCUGAACGAAGCAGGCACCAGAGGAGCUUCUCUGUACCCAAAAAGUUUGGAGAUGUGGACAAGUCCUCAGACCCACCGCGCAGUGCCACACUAGACAGAAUUCAGGCAUGCACCCAGCAAGGCCUGUCCUCUAAAACCAGAAGUUCAUCUUCUCUAAAGGACAGUCUCACUGACCCAUCCCAUAUUAACAAUCCAACCAACCUACUGGCCACCAUCUUCUGGGUUGCUGUGGCUUUGAUGGAGUCAGAUUUUGAGUUUGAGUAUCUAAUGGCAUUGCGGUUACUGAAUAAACUUCUGGCUCAUUUGCCGCUAGAUAAAGCUGAAAACCGGGAGAAGUUAGAGAAGUUGCAAGGGCAGCUGAAGUGGGCAGACUUCUCAGGGCUUCAGCAGCUACUCCUGAAAGGAUUCACCUCCCUUACUACCACUGAUCUCACACUACAGCUUUUUAGUUUGCUGACACCAGUCUCCCGAAUAUCCAUGGUGGAUUCCUCUCAAGCUAUAGGAUUUCCACUGAAUGUUUUGUGUCUACUGCCCCAUUUAAUUCAGCAUUUUGACAGCCCAAACCAGUUUUGUAAAGAUAUAGCCGAAAGGAUUGCUCAGGUUUGUUUGGAGGAGAAGAACCCCAAGCUGUCAAAUCUUGCACAUGUCAUGACCCUUUAUAAAACACACAGCUAUACAAGGGACUGUGCUACCUGGGUAAAUGUGGUUUGCCGUUACCUUCAUGAAGCAUUUUCUGAUAUUACUUUGAGUAUGGUUACAUAUUUGGCUGAGCUACUAGAAAAGGGCCUUCCCAGUAUGCAACAGUCCCUCUUACAGAUGAUCUACAGUCUUCUUAGUUAUAUGGACCUGUCAGCUAUUCCUGUGAAACAGUUUAACAUGGAAGUGCUAAAAACCAUUGAAAAAUAUGUACAGAGCGUUCACUGGAGAGAAGCCUUGAAUAUCCUGAAGUUGGUAGUCUCUCGUUCUGCCAGUUUAGUUUUACCAUCCUAUCAACACAGCGAUCUUUCAAAAAUGGAAAUACAUCGAGUGUGGAACAGUGCCUCCAAGGAGCUACCAGGGAAGACUUUAGAGUUUCAUUUUGAUAUUUCAGAGACUCCAAUUAUUGGGAGACGGUAUGAUGAGCUGCAGAGUUCUUCUGGACGAGAUGGUAAACCCAGGGCAAUGGCUGUCACCCGAAGCACUUCUUCAACCUCAUCAGGAUCUAACUCCAAUGUCCUUGUUCCUGUGAGCUGGAAGAGACCCCAGUACUCUCAGAAAAGGACAAAGGAAAAGCUGGUGCAUGUCCUUUCUCUAUGUGGCCAGGAGGUUGGGCUGAGUAAAAACCCUUCAGUAAUUUUUUCUUCCUGUGGUGAUUUGGAUCUGAUUGAGCACCAGACGAGCUUGGUGUCUUCAGAAGACGGAACAAGGGAGCAGGAGAACAUGGAUGAUUCCAACAGUGAACAACAAUUCAGAGUCUUUAGGGACUUUGAUUUCCUAGAUGUUGAGCUGGAAGAUGGGGAGGGUGAGAGCAUGGACAACUUCAACUGGGGAGUACGCAGACGGUCCCUGGAUAGCCUGGACAAGUGUGACAUGCAGCUGCUGGAAGAGAGCCAGCUCUCAGGGAGCACCCCCAGCCUGAACAAGAUGAACCAUGAGGACUCCGAUGAGUCAUCGGAGGAGGAGGACCUGACCACCAGCCAAAUCUUGGAGAGCUCAGACCUAAUUAUAACUCUUUCCCCAUCUGAGGAUACAAAUCAUAUUGACUCACUUUCUACAUCAUGUGACACAACCUCAGCAGACCCUCAUCAUUUUAAUAUAGGAGCAUCUAGCUUUGAUGUGUCUUUGCCUGAUAUGAAUAAUCUCCAAGUGUCUGAAGGAUCCAAGGUUGAAGCUGUACAUGAAGAACAAGAUACAGCAGUCCAUGAGGAUGACCUUUCAGGGUCUACAAAUGAAAUCCCUGGAGCAUUUGAAUGCAGUGAUAGCCUUAGUCUGGAUAUGACAGAGACUGAAGAGAAAGUUGACAGGCUGGAACAAUUUGCACUUGCUAGUUUUGGAGAUGUUGAUCGAAAUGCUUCCCCUCCUCCCUCCCCAUUUUUUUCUGCCAUCCUUGCUGCAUUUCAGCCAGCAGCAUGUGAUGAUGCAGAAGAAGCCUGGCGUAGUCAUAUCAACCAGCUCAUGUGCGACUCUGAUGGUUCCUGUGCAGUUUAUACAUUUCAUGUGUUCUCUUCCCUGUUUAAGAAUAUUCAGAAAAGAUUCUGCUUCCUAACCUGUGAUGCAGCUAGUUACUUGGGAGACAACCUGCGAGGAAUAGGCUCCAAGUUUGUGAGGUCUUCUCAGAUGUUAACAUCAUGUUCAGAAUGUCCCACCCUUUUUGUAGAUGCAGAAACACUGCUCUCUUGUGGCCUUCUUGAAAAGCUGAAGUUCAGUGUUUUAGAACUGCAGGAGUACCUGGACACAUACAAUAACAGGAAAGAAGCAACGCUCUCGUGGCUUGCAAACUGCAAAGCAACGUUUGCUGGGGGCUCACGAGAUGGAGUUAUUACCUGCCAGCCAGGGGACUCAGAAGAGAAGCAAUUGGAACUGUGUCAGAGAUUAUAUAAACUGCAUUUCCAGCUGCUGUUGCUUUUUCAGUCCUACUGUAAACUUAUCGGACAAGUGCAUGAAGUCAGUUCCAUGCCAGAGCUCUUAAAUAUGUCAAGAGAACUGAGUGAGUUGAAGAAAAAUCUUAAGGAUGCUACUGCUGCAAUCGCAGCCGAGCCUCUGACAACAGAAUCUGAGCCCACAUUCAAUUCUACGGAAGCAGCUAUUCAGUCCAUGCUGGAGUGUUUGAAAAACAAUGAACUUGUUAAAGCCAUCCGACAAAUACGAGAAUGCAGGAUUUUGUGGCCCAAUGAUAUCUUUGGAAGUAGCUCUGAUGAUGAAGUCCAGACACUACUGAACAUUUACUUCCGGCACCAAACCUUGGGUCAGACGGGCACCUAUGCACUGGUGGGCUCCAACCAGAGCCUGACUGAAAUCUGUACCAAAUUAAUGGAACUGAAUAUAGAGAUCCGCGACAUGAUUCGCAGAGCUCAGAGUUACCGGGUCAUCAAUACUUUUCUUCCAGACUCCAGCAUUUCCGGCACAAGUCUCUGACAGGACUCUUGUGUCCUCUUGCAAGCUGGGAGUGCUGCCCUGUUGGAGUGAGGUGGCUCAAUGUCUUCUCAGCCUUACAAAGGUUUGGUCAAACUGUACUCACUCUUGUUACAUUUAGGAUUUCUUCUAAAAAGAUAUGGGCUGAACUUCAAAUGUGUAGCAAUACUGUAAGGACAAAGGUAGCAUAGAGCAUCCGGGACAACAUCCUUUGUUCUCUGUUGCACAAAAACCAGUUAGCAUUUCACUGAGCAACUGCAACUCACUACUGAAGAAGUGACUGCCAUUGCAUACCAAAGCCUACUACACUGAACAAUACUUCCUUUAUUUUAGGUUGGCAAAAGUGCAAUGUUUCCUUCACAAAAUAAUAUUUUUUGUUAAAAAAAAACAAAACUUGUACAUUUUUUCCUUUUUGCUCUUCCUUGGGUGAG
Molecule: messenger RNA, 5030 nt
Organism: Pelecanus crispus (Dalmatian pelican)
Lineage: Eukaryota; Metazoa; Chordata; Aves; Pelecaniformes; Pelecanidae
Source: RefSeq, a predicted model, not a curated record